UCUCCGGAAGUGCCGGGCUAGCCGAGCGAGUAGCGGCUCCCUCGAGCCCUGUACCGGGAGGGUUGCUGUUCUGGGGUCCUGGUGACAGACAGACCACGAACAGGGUUGGAGACGGCGUCGGGGGGGCUGAGCGGCGGGAUGAUGGAGGAGGAGGAACUGGAGUUUGUGGAGGAGCUGGAGGCUGUGCUGCAGCUCACGCCAGAGGUGCAACUAGCCAUCGAGCAGGUAUUCCCAAGCCAGGAUCCUCUUGAUCAAGCUGACUUCAAUGCUGUUGAGUAUAUCAAUACUCUGUUCCCCACAGAGCAAUCUCUGGCAAACAUUGACGAUGUUGUGAACAAAAUUAGACUGAAAAUAAGGAGACUGGAUGAUAAUAUCCGGACUGUCGUAAGAGGUCAGACAAAUGUGGGGCAGGAUGGAAGGCAAGCACUUGAAGAGGCCCAGAAAGCCAUUCAGCAACUCUUUGGCAAAAUCAAGGAUAUCAAAGACAAAGCAGAAAAGUCAGAACAAAUGGUGAAAGAGAUCACCCGAGAUAUUAAGCAGUUAGAUCAUGCCAAGCGCCACCUGACCACCUCAAUCACGACACUGAACCACCUGCACAUGCUGGCAGGCGGGGUGGACUCCCUGGAAGCCAUGACCAGGCGCAGACAGUAUGGAGAAGUUGCUAAUCUCCUUCAGGGUGUAAUGAAUGUUCUGGAACACUUUCACAAGUACAUGGGAAUCCCACAGAUCCGACAGCUUUCUGAAAGGGUGAAGGCUGCGCAGACAGAGUUAGGACAGCAAAUCCUGGCUGAUUUUGAAGAAGCAUUUCCUUCUCAGGGUACCAAGAGGCCGGGAGGACCCAGCAAUGUCCUGAGAGAUGCGUGCCUGGUGGCUAAUAUUUUGGACCCCAGAAUCAAACAAGAAAUCAUCAAAAAGUUUAUUAAACAGCAUCUAUCAGAGUAUCUAGUACUUUUUCAAGAAAACCAAGAUGUCGCCUGGCUGGACAAAAUUGACAGACGUUAUGCCUGGGUAAAACGUCAGCUUGUGGACUAUGAAGAGAAGUAUGGCCGGAUGUUUCCUCGGGAAUGGUGCAUGACAGAGAGGAUCUCAGUAGAAUUUUGCCAUGUGACGAGGACAGAACUUUCCAAAAUCAUGCGAGCCAGAGCUAAGGAAAUUGAGGUGAAAUUGCUUCUUUUUGCGAUUCAGAGAACAACUAACUUUGAGGGGUUUCUUGCAAAACGCUUCUCCGGUUGCACCUUGACAGAUGGAACCCUGAAAAAGCUGGAGUCCCCACCACCAUCUACCAAUCCCUUCCUGGAAGACGAGACGACACCAGAGAUGGAGGAGCUGGCUUUGGAGAAAGGAGAGUUAGAGCAGCCAAAGAAGCCCAAAGCCCCAGACAAUCCGUUUCAUGGCAUUGUUUCCAAGUGUUUUGAGCCUCAUCUCUACGUGUACAUUGAGUCCCAGGACAAAAACCUCAGCGAGCUGAUAGACCGGUUUGUGGCAGAUUUCAAAGCCCAGGGUCCACCCAAGCCCAACACUGACGAAGGGGGUGCUGUGCUCCCCAGCUGUGCCGACCUCUUUGUCUACUACAAGAAGUGCAUGGUUCAGUGCUCACAGCUCAGCACGGGCGAGCCCAUGAUCGCCCUGACUACCAUCUUCCAGAAGUACCUCCGAGAAUACGCCUGGAAAAUCCUCUCUGGCAACCUGCCUAAAACCAGCAGCAGCAGUGGGGGGCUGACCAUCAGCAGCCUCCUCAAAGAGAAGGAAGGCUCAGAAGUGGCCAGGUUCACUCUGGAGGAGCUAUGUCUCAUCUGCAGCAUCCUGAGCACAGCCGAGUACUGUCUGGCUACCACCCAGCAGCUAGAAGAAAAACUCAAAGAAAAAGUUGAUGUGAGUCUGACUGAACGAAUUAAUCUCACAGGAGAAAUGGACACAUUCAGCACUGUCAUCUCCAGCAGCAUCCAGCUGUUGGUUCAGGAUCUGGAUGCAGCCUGUGACCCUGCCCUGAUUGCCAUGAGCAAGAUGCCAUGGCAGAACGUGGAGCAUGUUGGUGACCAGAGCCCUUAUGUCACUUCUGUUAUUCUUCAUAUUAAGCAGAACGUCCCCAUCAUCCGUGACAACCUAGCUUCCACACGGAAAUACUUCACACAGUUUUGCAUUAAAUUUGCAAAUUCGUUCAUUCCCAAAUUCAUCACCCACCUCUUCAAGUGUAAGCCGAUCAGCAUGGUGGGAGCAGAGCAGCUUCUGCUGGACACCCACUCCCUGAAGAUGGUCCUGCUCGACCUCCCAUCCAUUGGCUCCCAGGUGGUAAGGAAGGCCCCUGCCAGUUACACUAAGAUUGUUGUGAAAGGCAUGACCCGGGCUGAAAUGAUCCUCAAGGUAGUGAUGGCCCCUCAUGAACCAUUGGUAGUAUUUGUUGACAACUACAUCAAACUCCUUACGGACUGCAACACAGAAACCUUCCAGAAAAUACUGGAUAUGAAGGGGCUGAAAAGGAGUGAGCAGAGCAGCAUGCUGGAACUUUUGCGGCAGAGGCUUCCUGCCCCACCUUCAGGGACAGAAAGUUCCAGCACACUGUCCCUGAUGGCCCCGACACCAGAGCAGGAAUCAUCACGCAUCCGCAAACUUGAGAAACUGAUUAAAAAGAGACUGUAAGGAACAUGCAGACAUUGCCAGGGUCCCCGAGCAACUGAUUUCUGGAAACCCUCACCCUCGUGACUCCAGGUCCUAAAUCCUGAAGCCUCUGAGGACAUUACGGUUAUUAAAGUAUCUCUCCCAUAACAUGUCCUAUUUUCUAUCUCAGUCAGGGAAGCUUGGUAGUCUGGGUUAUAAAAAGGCUGUUUUAGAUUAUCUCCAUCCCUGAAGCUGGGGCAGCAGUGGCUGAAAGGUUCCUGUGCUUCACCUGCUGUCUCCAGGCUGCCUUGUGAUGGUUGAAUUGACACUAACCCAUGUCAUCUCCCCACACAGCCCUCACCACCAGCCAGGAGCCUACAGCUUGGCUGAGGAAGCCUGGAUCUCACCCCUUCCUCCCUCUCCAUUUGAGGUCCUUUACCUCCUUGUCUCUGGAAUUGGCUUGGGAGCCUGAGUGAGCCGAGUGGCCAAUGGCAGAGUGGGAUAUUGGCCUCUUUACCAAUUCUCUGCCAGUAUUAGCACUUUUCCGUGUAAACAGCUGUUUCUGGGCCUUAAUCUGCUGUCUUCCAUGACAUGGCCAAAUUACCUGUUUUCUCUGUACUCUAUGAAGAGAGAUGCCCACUAUAUCUCUUGCCCACGGAGGAGACAGACUGAGUGGAUGCUGGUGUGUGUGCCCAGCCUGGGCAGCAGGGAUCUUGCCUAUGGUGAGCCCUUGAGCGGGUGUGGAGGCAUACCCUGAGCUGACUUAGAAGCAGGGUCUUCGUGGCACUCUCCCUGUUCACAUGAACACUUGUCUAGCCCACUUCAUUUUACUACUGGAUCGUAGGAAGGAGGCUGUCUGUUGAUAGAGACACCAGGAAGUUCCUUUGGAAGGGCUUUCUUGGCAGAAGCUGUGGGAAGGAAAACACAGUAAGUCUGACCAUCUGCCUUCCCACUUGCUCAUGUGUUUCAAAUCCAGAGUACUUCCAGAGUCCCUGAAACAUGGUGGCCCCAUGUAGCGGCACGUCAUUAAGACUGCUGAGAAAACCACUUAGGAACCUGAUACGGACCUUGCACAAAGGCUCAGAACCGGAAACACAGACCCCAGAGCACAGCCCAGCACUGUUCUGCCCAUGAUGCCCACCACCAGCUCUUCCAGGGGAGUCACCCCACUUCCAGGGAAUGUACACCUUACCAGUGCAGAUGUCACCCUGUUCUCUUGGUUCACCUGAAACCAAGACUCUGUUACACGACCACAACCUCAGUGUGACCACCUUUACUGACAGCUUUUGUUCUGGUACUAAGCUUGUUAGCCAUUAGAACAGUAAGAGCUGGGCCCUUGACUUGAUCCCAGAUACCAGACCCACUUGUCAAGCACUUUCGCCACAGCAGGAAGGCUCAUCUGGUUAUCUCUAUCAGAGUGUCCAGCUCUGAUCCUGGGCCUCUCCUCUUUUCUCUUCUUUUCUUUGUUCUUUUGACCCUGGGCUACACAGCAGCCCUAGAGCCUCAUUUCUUCAUCCGCAUCUUCCUAUUCUUGCUAGGAGAAGUAACUCUCAUGUAUUAGCAUUUUAAAAUUCUAAACAGAAAGAAAACAAGUGACAAGGAAAAGAUGUAUAGCCUUUUGUCAAGAUGCAUCACAACCUAGACAAGUGCAGAAGCUCCCUGGGCCUUAGCUGGGGGGUUCCUCUGUACUGCCUAAUGGUCCUACCCUAUUGGAAAGAAGGCAUGAGGUUUCCCCAGACAGUACAGCCAAGUCAGCCACCUGCCACCCACCCUGGGCGGGGGGAGCUGAGGAAGCCAUCAGCUCCCAAGUAGGGGCUCCUCCAACACCUGGCUAUUGUCACUAUACUUACACAGCUUAUUACACUUGUCUUUUGGCUCAUUCAUGAGAGGCUGGUUUUCCAGCCAUCUCUAUGGUGGCACUGAGAGGUCAAGCUGCUGUUUCUCCCAAUCAGUGGUCACAGCAGCGAAGUGACUUCCUUGAUGUAUUACACUGUCAGAAAUCACCUAGGAGCCAGCAGAUAGGUGUCAGUAGGAGUUACGUUAAGUGUCUUCUUGAUGAGGACUGAAUACAGCAUGUUCUGUACAGACAGCCUCUUCCUCACCUGGGGAAUACAUUAGACUCCCUCGGGGCCUUUUGAAAAAUGCAGAUGUCUGGAGACUUAACUGUGAGUCUGCAGAGAGGCCUGCUGUGUGUAUGUUUAGAAGCUGCACAGGUGAUUACAGUUAUCUGUCAGUAUCCACAGGAGACUGCUUCCAGGACCACACACACCCCAUGCAAAUACUCUGUCUCUUCUGUAAAGUGGCACAGUGUGUGUAAAUAAUCCAAGCACAUUCUUUAGUUGACUCUGAAUACCUCUAUGUAUAGUGCCUCAUAUGAUGUAAAUACUACAUAAAUAGUUGAGUUGUUUUGUUGGUUUUGUUUUUUGGUAGUGGUUUUGUUUUGUUUUAAGACAGUCUCACUAUGUAGUCCAGGCUGACCUUGAAUUCAUAACCCAAGAUGGAUUCACAACUACUGACAUUACAGGCGUGCACUUCCGUACCUCGAAAUAAAUAGUUGUUACACUGGGUGGCUUAGGGACUAAUCACAAUUGGGAAACCAGUCUUAUGUGUUCAGACAGACCCAGGCCCUUCCCCACCUCCCAAAUAUUGUUACUGUCUUUGGUUGAAACCACACUUGUGUGACGCACAGAUACAGAGGACCAACUGUAGAAUGCUAUCACCCCUUGCAAUGAAAAGAGAAAGGACUUUA
Arvicanthis niloticus (Nile rat) is the source of this 5344-nucleotide messenger RNA. It is a transcript of the gene Vps53, whose product is annotated as VPS53 subunit of GARP complex. Gene Ontology annotation, cellular component: GARP complex. NCBI's taxonomy places the organism in Eukaryota, Metazoa, Chordata, Mammalia, Rodentia, Muridae. The record is from RefSeq and is a predicted model, not a curated record. Gene Ontology annotation, biological process: retrograde transport, endosome to Golgi.